GAAUGGGCGUCGCCUGGGAGUGGCACAUCUGUGGAAUGAAGACAAGAGUUUCCUGCGUCAUUCACCUCGGGCGAAGAAAUCACAGAAGUGAACGUUUCAAGAACUUAAAGCACCUCCGGUGAACUUAGCAGAAGUUGGAUUCGUUUUCUGAAUUGAUGUCUGCACUCAUGAACUUCACAUCGCUUUGGAAACAGAAGAGAAAGGCUGAUGGAAGGUCACCUAAAGGAGACUUGAAGGUGGCAUUGGAUGAGUGUGUGGCAGCUCUGGACCUAUUUCUUAGCAACAGAUUUGAAGAUGCUCUAACUAAACUUCAGUCCAGAGCCAAAGACAGCAUGUACCAUUCUCUGACUUAUGCCACAAUAUUGGAAAUGCAAGCUAUGAUGACCUUUGAACCUGAAGAUAUUACUGUUGCUGGCAACACUAUGAAAGAUGCCCAGAUUGUCUGCGAAAAAUUUCGGAAGAAGACGACUGUUGUGAACUCAAUCAACAGUUUGAUGAAUAGGCAUGCUGCAGAACAAUUUACUGAAGAGGAGAUGCAUGCUGAAGUCUGCUAUGCUGAGUGUUUGUUACAGAGGGCAGCUCUCACUUUCUUACAGGAUGAAAACAUGAUUAGCUUUAUUAAGGGCAGCAUCAAAAUAAGAAAUAGUUACCAGACUUACAAGGAACUUCUUAAUAUUGUGCAAUCUUCCAAAUAUACAAAAGGAGAAAAUUCCAGCCAUCUUGAAGGAGGUGUUCAACUUGGAAUUGGGGCUUUUAAUCUAACUAUAUCCCUAUUACCAACAAGGAUUCUCCGACUUUUAGAAUUUGUUGGAUUUUCUGGAAACAAGGAAUAUGGUCUAGAACAAUUGCAGGAAGGAGCAUCCACAGAAAACUUUCGGGCUCUCCUGUGUACCAUGCUGCUUCUUUGUUAUCACACAUUCAUGAGUUUUGUAUUAGGGACAGGCGAAGGUGAUGUUGAUGAUGCAGAGCGGUUACUAUUACCCUUUCUCAAACGGUAUCCAAAGGGUGCCAUCUUCUUGUUUUUUGCAGGAAGAGUUGAAGAAAUCAGAGGAAACAUAGAUGCGGCUAUUUUGCGCUUUGAGGAGUGCUGUGAGGCUCAGCAACACUGGAAGCAGUUUCAUCACAUGUGCUACUGGGAGUUAAUGUGGUGUUUUACUUUCAAACGUCAGUGGAAAAUGGCAUAUUUCUAUGCGGAUUUAUUGUGUAAAGAGAACUCAUGGUCCAAGUCAACUUAUAUGUACAUGAAAGCAGCCUACCUCAGCAUGUUUGGGGAUGAGGACUUCAAACCUUUUGGGGAUGAUGAAAUUGAACUAUUCAGGAAAGUGCCAAGUAUGAAACAGAAAAUCGCUGGGAAGUCUCUGCCAACAGAGAAGUUUGCGAUCAGGAAGGCUCGACGGUACAUUUCACAAAAUCCAGUAAAACUCCCCGUACCUGCUCUGGAAAUGAUGUAUAUUUGGAAUGGCUAUACAGUAAUUGGGAAGCAUCAAGAUAUGACUGAAGGUAUGCUUGAGACACUUAAUGAAGCCGAGAGAACACUUGAAAAUGGCCCAGUAACAGAGUUUCUGGUUGAUGACCAGUGUUUGGUGAAGCUACUCAAAGGCCUUUGUCUGAAGCACUUGAAUAAAUUUUCAGAAGCAGAGCAGUACUUCCAUUGGAUUCAUACAAAAGAGCAGAAGAUCAAAUAUGACCAUUACUUGAUUCCAAAUGCCUUACUUGAACAUGGUCUCCUUUGCAUGCAAACAGGAAGAAACGAUGAGGCAAUAAAAAUUCUGGAAAGUGCAAAGCAAAAUUACAAGAAUUAUUCAAUGGAGUCAAGAACACAUUUUCGAAUUCAAGCCGCACUACUAAAAGCAAAAUCGCUGAUGCACAAUGGAAAUCAAUCAUUGCUUUCUACACCUUAAAAUCAAAUUAUUGAUUCAAGAGAACUACAAGCAAAAUGUUUCCUUCUUUGGAGAUUGGUAGACAAAAGUAGGUGCAAAACACAACAGAUUCUCGAAAUCUGAAAUAAAAUUGGUAAAAACUUUGGUUCUGAAGAGUCAUGUUUGACUUGAAACAAUAACUCUGUUCCCCUCUCCACAGUUGCUUUCAGACCUGCAGUGUAUUUCUAACGGUAAUUUUGUGUGAUUUACUGUAGUACAAAAAUCACUAAUCAGGUUCACAUGGUUUAUGUACACAACUGGGCAUUACUCUUGCUUGCUGUCUAAAAGAAAUGUAAUAUUGUUUUGGUGAUCUACAGCGCAAUUAUUUAGACACUUCAUCUGUGUAAGAAUGUAAAUGUAUAAUUCUAAUUUGAAACUACAUUUGCACCAGACGUGGAUCCCUGAAAGCCACAACCAUGGAUACAUUUUAACACCCCACCUCUCCAAACUUGUGUACCAAUCAAACUCAAGUCUACAAAACUUCACGAUAUUGGUUAUUAGUUUAAUACAAUCCAAAGAUGAGAGAGGUUCUGUUUUAGACUAAGUUAUCACUUGAAAUGUUAACUGGUUCUCCCUGCAGAUCAGAGUUUCUCCAGAACUUUGUUUUUAUUUCAGAUUUCCAGCAUCUAUUAUUUUACUUUGGUUUAUUUAAACCUGAUUCAAUGGUGUAAACUGCCUUCAUUUAAAUUGGGAAAAUAACACAAAACAGUUUUAUUAUUCUCAAUUGCAAAGACAUUGGUUGCAACAUAGGAAGCCUGUUUCACGAUAGAAACAAGUAUUAAAAGUAGUUCACGUCUAGUUUUUGGUAUAGUUAGGUAUUAUAUUUAAUCACCUUUAAAUUUUGCUGAAGGUGUUCACAGUUCUGAACGUAAAUACAGAAACAGGUUGUUUUCCUGCAAGUAAUUAACUUCCUGCAAAGAGGAUACUUUCCUAGCUAAAUGAUAUUUAAAAGUUAGGUUCGGAGUCAUUACCAAACUCAAAACAUGAACUUGGUUUCAGUCUGAUCGCUUGGAGUAGCAGCAUUGAUGGAAAGGGAAACAAACGAUCAAGGGAAGGACUGGACACACAAUACAGCCUUACCAUUUCAAAAUCACUUAUGAAGUCUAUGCUGCUUGCAUGCAAAUGAUCCCGAAAAAGUUGGGUCUGGAUACCAAAAGUUUUAAGGCUCGUUCUUGUAGCAAAAUGGAACAUGCUUGUCUGGAAUAGAUCAUAGAUCAGAGAAUCCCUCUAGUGUGGAAACUUCCUUCAGCUCAGCAAGUUCACACUGACCCUGAGAACAUCUGUCGUCCCCACCACCCCAAAAAAAGACCCUCCAAAUUUACACCACCUUGAACACUACAGGCAAUUUAGCAUGGCCAAUCCACCUAAUGUGCACAUCUUUAGACUGUGGGAGAAAACUGGAGCAUCCAGAGGAAACCCACAUGGUUUGGCACAAACUCCACAAAGACAGUCGCCGAGGGUAGAAUCUAACCCAAGUCCCUGGUGCUGACAGGCAGCAGUCCGAGCCACCAUUAGUUGAUAACGAAUGCAGUUGGAGAAUGGGGCUUUUGUGUUUAUGAAUUUGAGAGAUGUACAUAUCUUAGUAUCACAAGUCUUUUUUUCCUUCCCUCAACUCUUGUACUCAAUAUUCCGUGUGUUCUCUGAAUGAGGUUGUCACCUUAUUGAGAGUUUGUUGAUCUGGCAGUCCUUGGUGUGGAAGUCACGGGUUGAACAUAUUCUUGAAGCUUACAGAAAAAUUGGAGGGAGACCUGUUGCGUUCAGAUAUUAUUACUGGACUGGUAGAGGUAGUAAUAGCCAUAGUGUUGUGCUCUCAGAGCAAAAUGAGAAGGCAGGACCUUAAUGUUGAUCUCAGCCACUGUGGUUUAGUAAUCUGAAGGUCCUGGCUAAAAUUCUGGGGAUGUAGUUUAAAUCCCACCCUGGUAGCUGAUGGAAUUUAAAUUCACUUAAAAUGGAGACAAUGACAAUUAUCAAGAAUUAUUUUAAGAAAAAAAAAUGCCCCCUAUAAGGAAGUAAAUCUAACACUUCUACUUGGUCUGGCUUAUGUUACAGCAAGGUGAUCGAUUCCUAAACUGACCUCUGAACUGGCCUAGCAAGCUACUCGGUUCAAAGGCAAUUAGGGAUGGGCAAGAAAUGCUGACCUCACCAGUGAUGGCCACAUCUCACCAAAAGAAUAAAGUAAACAACAUAUAACCCACAAUUUCAGUUGCACCAUUACCAACAAGAAUUUUAAAAAUGUUACUUAAAAAUCCUUUCUUUCGAAGAAAGCCCAAUUCAAGUUUUCUCCUGCAUUCCUCAUAAAUAUCACCUGAAAUAGUAGGACCUUUUUGGAGUGCGAAAGGUUACUUGCAUCAUAGGUAAUAGCCCUAAUGUCAAAGGCCCAAGGCUAGUUGGCUUUACAUAUUUAACUGAUGACUGCUAUUAGUUGCAUGGGACAUUAUACAUACUUAGCCUCAAGUGAAUGUACUUUUUUUCCCCAAAAACCAAAAUUACUUAGAUUUUGUGGAAUUAAUUCUUGCUUUCAUAAUCUGGGCAAAGGUAACAAAUAGCAAUGCAUUGCUACUGUGAAUACAUUUAACAAAAUUAUUUGAAGUAUUCCAUUUAUUGCCUCAAUUUUCAAGUAGUCCAAUUUUCCUUUGUUCUUCUGUGUCGUAUGCUUGCAGUUCUUCGUUAUUUAUUUUUAAUCUUAUUCUCCAAGUGUACAGCUGUGAUUUGAGAUAACACUCAAAAG
Stegostoma tigrinum is the source of this 4647-nucleotide messenger RNA. It is a transcript of the gene ttc39a, whose product is annotated as tetratricopeptide repeat domain 39A. Gene Ontology annotation, molecular function: protein binding. The transcript has 18 exons. Lineage: Eukaryota; Metazoa; Chordata; Chondrichthyes; Orectolobiformes; Stegostomatidae. The coding region runs from base 156 to 1901 and encodes 581 amino acids. The record is from RefSeq and is a predicted model, not a curated record.